AUGAUGCUGUCAAGAGGUCGUUGGGCAUCUACACACAUCCUUAAUCUUCACCAGAUGGAGGCUGGCUUUUGCACCACGUGCAUCAUCUUAUGUGAGUCCAUCACACUAUUGGACUCAUAAAAAGGACUCAUGGCGAUGGCUGGAAGUCUAAGGAGAUCUGACCUAAACCUUGAAACGGAUUUAUCUGGGUCAGCAUCCCAAACCCUGACAAGUGCCGACUACAAACUUUUCGACAAGGUACUUAAGAAAUUAGACAAACUUAAUAGGCUGUGUUCAGACCCACAACUACGCCUGAAGGUCAGUCCACCGUACCUGCCGGAGCUGGUCCUGGACACUGUAAAGCUCCUGACGGAUGUAUGGGCUCCAUAUAGGACAUCGGUCCCAGCGGUGCCUCGGUGGGAUGAGGGAGAGUACUUAAGGAUCCACGUCCGACACUUGCUGGACAAGACGGAAAAGGCCGUGCUGCUGUUCAAGGAGGGCAAGGAGAAGAUCUUUGAGGAAAAGUCGAGCUAUAGGAGAAAACUGACUAAACUGUCUCUGCUGUUCAGCCACAUGCUUUGGGAGCUCCGUGCCAUGUUUCCUGGGGCUCGAUUUCAGGGUGACACCUACAUUCUGACCAAAACAGAGGCAAGACAGUUCUGGAGGGCAAUAUUUGGAUAUAGGUGUAUCGUACAGUGGAGUGUUUUUAAGCAGCAUCUGAAAAGAGUACACAACUUUGAAGAGGGAAUGGAGGCAAUGGCUUUGAAGUCGACUAUUGAUCUGACUUGUAACGAUCACAUUUCGAUCUUCGAGUUUGACAUCUUUACCAGGCUCUUUCAGCCCUGGUCAACACUGCUGAGGAACUGGAAUCAGUUAGCGGUUACUCACCCAGGAUACAUGGCCUUCCUCACCUACGACCAGGUACAAGCACGACUGGAAAACCACAUACAUCGUCCUGGCAGCUACAUCUUUCGUCUCAGCUGCACACGAAUGGGCCAGUGGGCAAUCGGUUAUGUGGCAUCUAAUGGUAGCAUUGUGCAAACUAUCCCAGAGAACACGCCUUUGUUUCAGGCUCUAAUCCAUGGAUUUAGAGAGGGAUGCUACUUAUACCCAGAUGGGCGUGAUGUGAACCCUGACCUUACCAGCCUCUGUACGCCAUCUCAGAAAGGUUGUGUUAAGGUCACAGAGGAGCAGUAUGAGUUGUACUGUGACAUGGGCAGCACAUUUCAGCUGUGUAAGAUCUGUACUGAGAGAGAAAAGGACACACGCAUUCAGCCCUGUGGACAUCUGCUCUGCAGACCAUGUCUUACUGGUUGGCAGAAAUCAGAUGCACGCACCUGCCCUUACUGCCGCUGUGACAUUAGAGGAACAGAGUCCAUCCUCAUUGAGCCGUAUCUGCCCACAAAAGACAGAACACCGCCAAGAAAAAAAGACGAGGAAGAGGAAGACGAGGAAGAGGAGGAAGACCAUAUAGACAUGCAACAAUUCAUGAAAGAGUUAACUGCAAUGAAAAUGACAUCAGAAGAGGAAUAUCAAUAUCCCAGAUCCAGCUUAAUGCCUCCUCCACUUCCACCGAAACAGAGCAUCUCGCCCUCAUCCUCGUGCCCCUCUCCCAGACCACAAGUCAGAGACAGACUGGUUAAAAGUCACAGCGACUCGAGUACCAGCAGCAUUAUUUCACAUUCUGUCAACCAGCUAACUCACUCUGAAGCAUCUGACAGAGAAGAUCAGCUUUCUGAGCAGAGUCUAAGCCUUCCAUCAGUUUUACAGUCAUGCAGAAAUGUUGGAGUCCCAUGGACAAGAACUGCACGUUCAGAUAAAAAAAGGAAAGACAAAACAAGGGAAAAGAAGGAGAAGAGGGGCGAGCUGGACACAGGAUCAGUGGAAAGACAGAGUCGACAUAAAAACUCCCACAGACAUCUCUCUUCUUUAACAUUUCUGCAGGAUUUCACCAUGGAAGCCAAUAUAAUGAAGGAUUAAACUGUGUUAAUCACAUUAAUCACAAUAAUCGAAGCACAAUGCCAUGUAUAAUUCAUUAUUUUGGAGUUUACAUUCUCUCACUCUACUAAAUAUGAAAUGAAUGUAUACUGACAUGGGAUAGACAACAGCUUAUUUAAAAUACAGAGGUUCUCUACCUCACAGCUGGAGACUGACAAUGUAAAAUAGUUAUUGUAUAAAGACUACAUGUACUGUACUUGAUUAGAUAAAUUAAUUUAUAUAAUGUGACAGACAGCUCAAAUAGAAGAGCACAAUAUAUUUUGGAAAGAAGUAUCAUAAUAAACAAGGCAGCAUUAGCUAAUACAUGUUCAUAUUUCUGUCUUAUAUUUUAACUGCAAAU
Messenger RNA from Trichomycterus rosablanca, 2317 nucleotides. RefSeq names its product Cbl proto-oncogene C, E3 ubiquitin protein ligase (gene cblc). Gene Ontology annotation, cellular component: plasma membrane; membrane raft. Gene Ontology annotation, molecular function: ubiquitin protein ligase activity; receptor tyrosine kinase binding; SH3 domain binding. Lineage: Eukaryota; Metazoa; Chordata; Actinopteri; Siluriformes; Trichomycteridae. The record is from RefSeq and is a predicted model, not a curated record. The coding region runs from base 130 to 1959 and encodes 609 amino acids. The transcript has 12 exons. Gene Ontology annotation, biological process: cell surface receptor signaling pathway; negative regulation of epidermal growth factor-activated receptor activity.